Messenger RNA from Hibiscus syriacus, 907 nucleotides. RefSeq names its product phosphoprotein ECPP44-like. The transcript is spliced from 2 exons. Gene Ontology annotation, cellular component: membrane. The coding region runs from base 76 to 729 and encodes 217 amino acids. The record is from RefSeq and is a predicted model, not a curated record. NCBI's taxonomy places the organism in Eukaryota, Viridiplantae, Streptophyta, Magnoliopsida, Malvales, Malvaceae. Gene Ontology annotation, biological process: response to water.
AUUCCAUUUCAAGCAAAUACAUUAGUAAGCGUUGAUCAUAUUCCUUUGGUUUAGUAAUUUCCGGUUCAUCAGAAAAUGGCGGAGCAGCAAACCCACAAGGAGGCCGAGUUCGAGAGCAACGUUGGUGGCGAUCAAGGAGCAGUGGAGAGCAAGGACCGAGGGAUGUUUGAUUUCAUGGGGAAGAAAGACGAAAAGCCUGAACCUCAGCAGGAGGCCUUGGCCACUGACUUGGAGAAAGUUAAGAUAGAAGAAUCACAGGCGGAGAAGGAACAUAAAGAAGGUGAGAAGAAGCCCAGUCUCCUCGAGAAGCUUCACCGAUCCAGUAGCAGCUCCAGCUCCUCUAGCGGCGAGGAAGAAGGUGAAGGCGGAGAGAAGAAGAAGGAGAGGAAAGGAUUGAAGGAGAAGAUUAAGGAGAAAAUCGGUGGGGAGAAAAAAGAUGAAACUGCAGUCCCGGUUGAAAAGCCCGAGGAGCACCCAGAGACGCCGGAGAAGAAGGGUUUCAUAGAAAAGAUAAAAGAGAAACUCCCCGGACAGAAUAAGAAAGACGAAGAGGUUACAGCACCAUCACCACCACCGACGCCUGCUGCUGUACAAGCCGAUAAAGUUGCGGUUGAACACCAUGAAGAAGAGUCAAAAGAGAAUAAGGGAUUUUUGGAUAAAAUCAAGGAGAAGAUUCCUGGGUACCACACCAAAACUGAGGACGAGAAAGAAGCCACUGCUUCCCAUUGAAGAAUCGAUACUCUAUAUUUGAAGUAAAAUUGUCUAUCGGAUUGUGUGAUUUCUUAAUUUGUUGGGAUUGUCUGUUCUUUUUUUAUUUUUUUUUGUAUAUUCCAUAAUAUAAGCGUCUUGUCUCUUUUCUGUUAACAAAAUAAUAGUAAUAAAUAAUAGUAUGUCAGAAAUGAUAAAA